Messenger RNA from Diabrotica balteata, 1506 nucleotides. The record is from the annotation of a GenBank genome assembly. NCBI's taxonomy places the organism in Eukaryota, Metazoa, Arthropoda, Insecta, Coleoptera, Chrysomelidae.
CGACGUUGUUGACAGUUUCACACCCAGGGCCGGAUUUUUGUGAUAAAAUUGCAAAUCUUUAUUAUUUUUAGGCGUGGUUCUAAAUUUUACAGGAAACAAAACAAAGUACUGAAUUAUUAAUUGUCUAGCUAUGGAUGGAAAACUACCUGCAUGUGUUAUAGACGUGGGUACUGGGUAUACAAAAUUAGGGUUUGCGGCAAAUAAAGAGCCGCAGUUUAUAAUACCUUCAGCAAUAGCAAUCAAAGAAACUGCAAAAGUAGGUGAUACAACAAGUCGUAGAUUAAAUAAAGGGGUGGAAGAUCUCGAUUUUUUCAUUGGAGAUGAAGCCUUUGAUGCCACAGGAUACGCUGUUAAGUACCCAGUUCGUCACGGUCUAGUUGAAGAUUGGGAUUUAAUGGAAAAGUUUCUGGAACAAUGUAUAUUUAAGUAUCUUCGUGCUGAACCGGAAGAUCACUACUUUCUUCUAACGGAACCUCCUCUGAAUACUCCCGAGAACAGAGAAUACAUAGCAGAAAUAAUGUUUGAAUCAUUUAAUGUACCAGGAUUGUACAUAGCAGUUCAAGCUGUUUUAGCUUUAGCUGCCAGUUGGACAAGUAGAAGUAUACAGGAAAGAACACUUACUGGUAUUGUUAUUGAUAGUGGAGAUGGUGUUACUCAUGUUAUUCCAGUUGCUGAAGGUUAUGUAAUUGGAAGUUGCAUUAAGCACAUACCUAUAGCUGGUAGAAAUAUAACUUAUUUUAUCCAGUCUCUUCUGAGAGAAAGAGAAAUAGGAAUACCCCCUGAACAAUCUCUAGAAACUGCCAAAGCAAUAAAAGAAAAAUACUGUUAUAUAUGUCCUGAUAUAGCUAAAGAAUUUUCGAAAUAUGAUUCUGAUCCUGCAAAAUGGAUGAAAAAAUAUGAAGGAAUCAAUUCUGUAACAAAACAUCCCUUCAAUGUUGAUGUGGGAUAUGAGAGGUUUUUAGGACCUGAGAUAUUUUUCCAUCCCGAAUUUUCUAAUCCAGAUUUUAAUAUCCCUUUAUCUCAGAUUGUUGAUGAUGUUAUUCAGAAUUGUCCUAUUGAUGUUCGUAGACCACUCUAUGAUAAUAUUGUGCUUUCUGGAGGGUCUACUAUGUUUAAAGAUUUUAGCAGAAGGUUACAAAGAGAUAUUAAAAGAACUGUUGAUGCAAGACUGAAGCUUAGUGAGACCCUUGGAGGAGGGAAGUUAAAGCCUAAGCCCAUUGAUGUCCAAGUGAUUUCCCAUCAUAUGCAACGGUAUGCUGUAUGGUUUGGAGGAAGUAUGUUAGCAUCAACGCCUGAAUUCUAUGCUGUUUGCCAUACUAAAGAAGAUUAUGAAGAAUACGGCCCCAGUAUCUGCAGGCACAAUCCAGUAUUUGGUACAAUGACAUAACUUGUAUUAUAUUUAUAUAUUAAAAAUAAUUUUUAUACUUCCUUUAAACGUAUUGAUAGCGUUUUUGAUUGUUAAAUAUAGGUUCCGAUUUUAAACAGUCAAUAAAAUUUUAUUUAUUA